This is a messenger RNA of Epinephelus fuscoguttatus (brown-marbled grouper), 4380 nucleotides long. RefSeq lists its product as uncharacterized. Lineage: Eukaryota; Metazoa; Chordata; Actinopteri; Perciformes; Serranidae. The transcript has 5 exons. The record is from RefSeq and is a predicted model, not a curated record. The coding region runs from base 43 to 651 and encodes 202 amino acids.
AAGAAAAAACACCUGUUGUUACAGCCACAUGAAGAUGAAAACAUGUCCCAGAAGGUUCUGUUCAUUAAGCUGCUGCUGCUGCUGCUGCAUUACACAACCCAGAGUCAGUUUGAAAUUAAUGCAGACUGCAAUACAGAUGUUUCAGUGAAGUGCCCAGGUGUUGACUUGGGCAAAAAGGAUUUCAUCUCUUUGGCAUGGUACAAGUUCAACAACAGUGAAAAAGUUGGCAUCAUCAGGAAGGGUAAACAGAACAGCAUACAGGACUACGACUUCCCUCGAUCACCCAAACCUGAGUUUGGGGAACAAUACAGUCUGUUCCUUGCCCGGGCUACACCUAAAGACUCGGGCAUCUAUGAGUGUGACAUCAGUGCAAAUGUAGGGGGUCAAAAUCUGAAUCUCAAAGUCAACCUAACAGUUCAAGCAUGUGUGAUCCAGACUGACCUGACGACAGUGUCAACAAUGACAACUGUGUUGAACACAAGUCAGCUCAACCUGCCCUGCAGCAGUCAAGGGGAGGACCUGCCAGUCAUGUGGAGCAUCCUAGGCUAUGUGGCAGUAGGCCUCGCCAAAAUCAUUUUUUCUCUGAUCAGCAUUCGGGUUAUUCAAGCUGUCCGUAUGAGGUCUUCAAGACGACGGCGGCAUAGGUGGUGAAGCUGAUGUGAGAUCAUGUAAAUAGGCACACAAAUCUCCUAAAUCUGCACGUACAAGUGAUUGUAUUUGCGCAUUUCUUCUUAUUUAUUGGCCUUUACUUGUUUUUUAAAGAUAUCUUUUUUUAUAUUUCCAGUAAAUUGCUUUUCGGUUUGUAAAAAUGUGUCACUGUGUUGAAUCAAACCACUUGUUGCUUUUUUAUAGUGAUAAAAGAGGUCACCUUAACCAGAAACGUUUGAAACCAUAAACUACACAGGAACAGACAUGAGAGGAUGUAAUGCUUCUUUAGAGGAACAAAAACCACCAAACACACCAUGCACACACUGCUACAGCUGUAAACCACAUAUAUUGUAGCAUAUGACAGAAAAGAAUAGAAUAGAAUAGCUCUUCAUUGUCCACCACGGCGGAAAUUUGUCUUCGGCCCAUCAGAAACAAGAAACAGAUGAGCAAUUUAUAAAACAAGCAAAUAGACAAGAUCAUUAAAAACACUUUAAUCCUGAAUUUAUCUGGAAAUCACUUUGUGUCAUAAUUAAAACUGUCACCAUAUUCUAAAAGAAGUACAUGUGACAGACAGUUUGUAAAAAAAAUCACCUCCCUCUUACUAGCAGUGACUCUAAUAGCAUUUAAACAGGAGAGACAGAUGAAUGAAGUAAGGAUAAAGUUUAAUACAGAACAUGGGUGAACAGGUUAACUGAUGAUUUGAGCUGAUUAAGAUUUAACAGAAAAAUGUUGGCGCUUGGACACCAGAGGAAGACUUUUUCUGAUCGAGGGGCAUCUGAGUGGCAGCAAGAACAAUCCUGAAACCCGUAGUGGUGGUGGUGGUGGUGACUGAUGACUCUGAGGUUGAUGACUGGUGGGACAGAUGAGGCGGAUUAAUCUGUGAAGAUUAUGCAGUGAUGGGGAGGAUGAGGGUGCCCACGACUGCAUUAUGGAGGAACUACAGGCAGAAAAAAAACAUAUUUAAAAUGAGAAGCACUAAGAUGAUAAGCUUACAGAGAAGGUGUGUCACUGUAUUAAUGUACAGUGAAUAUACUGUGAAUUAGCUGUCAGAACAGCUGAUUCACAGCUGGUCUACGCUGUUGUGAGCAUUCAUACUUGUGCUGUGGUGUGUCUGUGUCACUCUGCAGUUACACCUCCAAAAUGUUAGUCGGCGGUUGGUUCUGUGAAGUGCUGUAGAGUUUAGUUGAUUCAAAACACACAAUUAAACACACAUUAAACAUGGUGUAUUAGAGACAAUUUCAAACACAAGUACACAAAUCAGCUUCACUAUGACUCGCAGCAUUCACAGACAAAGCAUUUGUGUUAAUCCGGACACAUUUUCCACUCAAAUAAAACAUGCUAAUGUUAUUAGCACAAACCUAUGGCAUUUUACAUUGUAUAUAUUAGCCUAGCGACUAGUGGACUUUUCCUCUGCUCAUAUGAAACCAGGGACAACAGCAAAAUUUAACAAAGGUAAAGUUACAAAAUUUGGCUCCAUUACAGCUCACAAGGUUCAUUAACAAAAUAACUGUCUUAUACUAAACACGUUUUCCAAACAAAUAUAACAUGCUAAUGAUAUUAGCACAAGCCUAUGGCAUUUUACAUUAUAUAUAUUAGCCUAGUGACGAGCGGAGCAUUCUUCUACUACGAAGCCAGUAUAAAUCCCAAAGUAUAAAUCACACACAAGACUUAAAAUGCUAUUUUGUGGAGGCUUUAUUGUCUUCACAAUUUAUUGUUUCUUAUCUGUUAAGUAAAAGUUAAUGUAAAUAAAAGCUUCCUUUCCACUGAGGGAAAAGGUUUCAUCUUACAGAGAUAGACAGGUUCUGGGAUGCUGCAACCAAUGCUGGGACAUCAACAAAAACACAUGGUUAGAUUUAGAAAAAACAACAACUCUACGUUCAUACAGGAAGCAAACACCAGGCUCCCACAUGAAAGUUCAGGGUUUGCUGAACUCACCAACACCCCUCCCACCCAUCCUAUAGGGACUUUCCAGCUCCUUAUGUUGUUACUGGCAGUAUUCAACAUGAGACUCUCAAGCAGCGUAUCAUACUGCUGCAAUAGGUGCUGUAUGGUCAUGUUAUGAAGUGGCGCUGCCUGUCUGCAUAUUAUAUUGCUGCAGCUGAUGCUGUUUGGGUUGUCAGGGUUUCAUAACACUGUGAGAGGUUACAUUCAGCCAAGUUACAAACUGACACUGCAAAAGUGGCUUUUAGCCUUAGGUGUCUGACGGCAAAAUCACUGACAAAGCAGUGGUAUUUGAGUUUUAUUUGCUAGAAUCUGCAGCAGCACACCGAAAACAGCCAGUUCCAGCUGAAGAGUUUCUAAUGCAGCCGUCAAUCAUGUCAAUCACUGCUUGUGAACUGCAGUCGAACUGUCAAACUAGGCAGUGCUGAUCAAAUAUGAGUCAGAAUUCUGUCACUGCAUUGCCUAUUACAGUUUGAAUGCUUUUUAGAAACAUAUUUGAGUGUACUGUUAAGCUUUAAAAUAAGGACAGUCAGUCCAACCAGUGGGCAGGGCUUGGUACUUGACUGUAUCCAACAUGGCGGCACAAACCUUCUCAUUUUACAGCUAAACAGUUUCUAAAAAUGUCUUAACUGUAAAAUAAGAAACCAAAGUUUAUCAGUAUGAGAUUCCUUAACAAUUUAUAUGAACAUCAUUUUCAGCCUAUAUUCUUCAACAGCAUGAGUAAAUUCCUGGUAUUCAGUUAUGGUUUCUGGUUUUGGUGUGACACUCUAAGAUUUUCAGUGGCCACCCCUGUGAAAAAAUCCUGGGGGCACCACUGAGGCCAACUAGGGCCGAGCUGAUAUUGUAACAUUAAAUGUAUGUGUUUACAUUGUACAGACAUUUAAACUUCUGAGAUGCUGACAGUGUUUAACUGAUAAAGUGCAGGGAAUUAUUCAUGUUUUUAACUGUGCUGUAUAUAAAUGUAAAAUAAUGCAUUUACUUUUUAUUAUAAAACUCAGUAACUGCAUUUCACAUCUUAUGGUUUUUAUAACCGUAUGUUAUAUUUCAGUUCCUGUCAGGAAUCAGCAACUCAAAAAGAAGUGAUACCACUCUAGAGAGAGUGGCACCACAGACACCAAUAAACAUAUCAACAAAACUUUAUCAAAUCUAUAUCUGUCAUUAUCUUUUAAGCAUCUCAUGCUACAGUUUCACACCUUCUGUGUGAAAGCUGACGGCCUCUUGAGGUGAGAAGUGAGGUGAAAAUGCAGCUCGGUAUUUAAAGACGCUGUAUUCAUGCUCCCCAGUCUGUAUUGACUUGCUCAGUCAGGGAUGUAAAGAAAUCCAGCAGCUUUUAUCCUGCAGACACCUGCAGUAACACCCAACGAUCACAGAGGAGGGAACUUGCAUCUACCGCUGAGUUCUCCUCCUGGUUUACAAAGUCAGACUAAUACAGGAAAGGCAUUAAAUGGAUCAGUGCCUUUUGAAAAUAUUGAUUUGAGAUCAUAAAAGAGGCGAGGCGUCUCACUGAGAGCAGCUCAGCAGGUACAGAGCAGAGAAAAAUGUGCACAGAUCACCACCUACUGGCACAUCCUCAGACAGCACAGUGGUGAUAUACUGUUUUGAUGAUAACCAUAUUUAAAACUUGAAAUAUUGAUAUCCUGUUAAUAAAACACAUAUGACAAUAUCCUGUAAAUAAUCCAGCACCUCUUAAAUAAUCUCCUUUUCUUUCUGUUCUCACUCUGUUUCCCUCUCCACCUCCCUACACUCGAAUUUUAAUGCAAUUAAUUUACCAAAAGAAAGACAAAAUGCCCA